Molecule: messenger RNA, 1530 nt
Organism: Neurospora tetraspora
Lineage: Eukaryota; Fungi; Ascomycota; Sordariomycetes; Sordariales; Sordariaceae
Product: ABC-2 type transporter-domain-containing protein
Exons: 3
Coding region: 1-1530 (509 amino acids)
Cellular component (GO): membrane
Molecular function (GO): ATP binding; ATP hydrolysis activity; ABC-type transporter activity
Source: RefSeq, a predicted model, not a curated record
AUGGCAGUUCGUCUGUUGAGCCCAGGACUACUCGAUGCUUUUGGACUGCGAGAGCAAAAGGAUGCGCUGAUCGGAACGCCGAUUCGCAAGGGAAUCAGUGGUGGCCAGAAGAGGAGAGCGGGCGUGGCGAGUCAGCUGAUUACCUGCCCGAGGAUUUUGUUUCUGGAUGAGCCGACGAGUGGGUUGGAUAGUAAGGCUGGGUGGGAGGUGGUCAAGUAUUUGAAGGGGGUUGCUAGGAGGAAUAAUCAGGUAUUUGGCACCAGGGUGAAGUCGUGGUUAACAGAAGCGAAACAGUUAAUCGUCAUUGCCUCGAUCCACCAACCCUCCACAGCAACUUUCAAUCUCUUCGACAAGCUCAUGCUUCUCUCCGCUGGCAAGACGCACUACUUCGGCCCUGUUGCGGGCGUCACGGAGCACUACGAGUCCUUGGGACACGAGGUGCCAUUGCACGUCAACCCGGCCGAGUUCUUGCUGGACUUGGUCAACAUCGACUUUGCUUCCGAGCGCGAGGAGGCAGUCAAGGCUCUGGAUGACAUGCAGACUGCUUGGCAAGGGUCCGAGAAAUCGAAACAGCUGACGGCUGCGGUAGCAGAGGCUGAAGCAAGAGGUGGUGAGCAAGUCGACACCGCCGGGCAAGGAACGAAGCCGGGUCUGGUCAGCAGUACGGUAACACUACUCCAUCGGAGUUUCGUCAAGAGCUAUCGAGACGUAGUGGCAUACGGCAUCAGAGCGGCGAUGUACUUCGGUCUCGCCAUCAUGGUCGGCACUGUCUGGGUGAGACUGGACGCUGCUCAAGAGUCUAUCAUUCCUUUCAUCAACGCUCUUUUCUUCGGCUGUGCCUUCAUGUCCUUCAUGGCCGUCGUGUACUGCCCCGCGUGGCUCGAAGACUACUUCCAAUACAUCAAAGAACGUCGCAACGGGCUCUACGGCCCCACGGCCCUGAUCAUCUCCAACUUCCUCAUCGGCAUCCCCUACCUCUUUCUCUUCUCGUUGCUGUUCUCCGUCAUCUCCUACUGGCUCGUCAACUUCCAGCCCACGGGCACCGCCUUCUUCACCUGGGUCUUCUGGCUCUUCUGCGACCUUUUGGCGGCAGAAGGUCUGGUAGUAUUCAUGGCCUCGCUCUUCCCCUCCUUCGUUAUUUCCCUUGCCCUGGUCGCCUUCGCCAACGGCCUGUGGAUGAGCGUCGAUGGGUUCAUGGUGCAGCCUACGAUCCUCAACGUGUUUUACAAAUACGUGUUCCAUUAUUGGGAUUACCAGAAGUAUGUGUUUGAGAACAUGAUGAUUAACGAGUUCAAGGAUCGGGUGUAUACGUGUGGGAAACUGCCGGCGGGGAUGACGGGGGUUAAUGGGAGUGAUUGUCAGUGCAUGUUCCAGACCGAUUUGGCGGAUCAGUGUCUGAUUAGGGGACAGGGCGUGUUGGAUCAGUAUGGGUAUAAGCCGGGCAAGCAGGGGAGGGAUAUUGGGAUUAUGUUUUGCAUUAUUGUUGGUUGGAGGCUGGCUGCUUGGGUGGUGCUGAAGUUGAAGAAGUGA